AUGAUUUCCCAUCUGUCAGUGGAGCAGUUCCUGCUCAACAGGCCCAGCAGCGAGAGGGCCGCGUGGCAGGAGAAGUGGGAGUCGAGUGGCAGAGACAUGGAGGCGUUCAUGGAGCACCUGGGGGAUGGAGGCCUGAGGCCCCCCAGCAUGGUCCAUGUCAGCAUGCAGGGGCAGGAAGCCCUGUUCUCGGAGAACAUGCCCACUCCCCCAGAGACACCCCGACCAACAGCACCAGGAGAAGCAGAUGAAGAUGGCGGCAACCUUUCCAGUCCAGACCAUCAACCCCCCUCCCUGCUCAUCCUGGAGGGAGAGAGCCCUCAGGGGCCCGCUGAGGGCGAGGUGUCCGGGGAGAGUCCACGCAGCUCCGGUUCGGCAAGUCCGGGCGCCCCCACUGCCCAGGAAGAGCCUCCCCGAGAGGAGGCGCCCCGGGAGGCGGGGGGCGCCGGGAAGCUGUACUGGUGCGACCGGUGUCCCCGGGUCUUCGGGUAUCUCUCUCAGUUCCAGCUGCACCAGAGGAGACACAACAACGAGCAGCCCUUCGUUUGCGCCACGUGCGGCAAAGGCUUCUUCCAGGCCUCGGACCUGCGCGUGCACGAGCUGAUCCACGCGGAGGAAAGGCCCUUCCGCUGCCGCCACUGCGACUGGGCCUUCAGCCACCGGACCAACCUGCGGGCGCAAGAGCGCAUCCACACGGGCGCCAAGCCCUACGUGUGCUCUCAGUGCGGGAGAACCUACUGCCAGUCCUCCAUCUACCACCGCCACCUGCAGAUGCACCAGAGGAAGGCCUCCGUGUCUGGGGCCUCCACGCCCUGGGACACCACGUCCGGGGCCUCCACGCCCGGAGCUUCCUCCCUUUAA
Molecule: messenger RNA, 858 nt
Organism: Myotis brandtii (Brandt's bat)
Lineage: Eukaryota; Metazoa; Chordata; Mammalia; Chiroptera; Vespertilionidae
Product: zinc finger and SCAN domain-containing protein 4
Exons: 2
Coding region: 1-858 (285 amino acids)
Biological process (GO): regulation of transcription by RNA polymerase II
Cellular component (GO): nucleus
Molecular function (GO): DNA-binding transcription factor activity, RNA polymerase II-specific; RNA polymerase II transcription regulatory region sequence-specific DNA binding
Source: RefSeq, a predicted model, not a curated record